This is a messenger RNA of Struthio camelus australis, 4101 nucleotides long. RefSeq names its product mitogen-activated protein kinase 4. The record is from RefSeq and is a predicted model, not a curated record. Gene Ontology annotation, cellular component: nucleus; cytoplasm. Lineage: Eukaryota; Metazoa; Chordata; Aves; Struthioniformes; Struthionidae. Gene Ontology annotation, molecular function: ATP binding; MAP kinase activity. Gene Ontology annotation, biological process: intracellular signal transduction; protein phosphorylation.
GUCAGGAGGAAGGUCAGUCCAACGAAGGCUUUCAUCAGGCUCCCAGAAGGCUGUUUGUAGGUGGAAGUUGCUGUCGUUUGCUCCUUGACACCUCAAGGAUGAAGGAGGCAGGAGCCUGCACUUGAAGCCCCACCAGUGAUAACGCAGGCAAAAUGCAAACCCAGGGCAUCUUUGGGAAAGAAGGCCCAGCUCUCUCUGAAGAAGCAUCUGGCCUCUAAGCUGCAAAGGACACGGGUUGCAACCUGCUGAGGGGUAGCCAGACGGUACAAUGCAGGAACCUCCUCCAACGAUAAAUGUUCCAACUGGCUCUAAAGAUCGAAUGACGCUUGGGUUCGCUAACAAAAGACAUGCAAGGGAUGACGAACGUGGAAGCCUACUGCACUGAACACAGCUGAUAGAAAGUGAGUUUCAGUCCGAAAAGCAUUUACUUCUGUCCAGAUUGAUACCUGCCAACAGGAAAAUGGAGCGCGUCUGCAAAGAAGGAGGGACGAUGAGAACUGCAAAGCCGUGCUGAUUUCCAAGGAGCCGAAAUCCAGGCCCUGGCUGCGCUUCGCUGGUCCGAGUGACGCUGUCGCACCGCGCCUCACAGGCAGAAAGGCUCUUGGGGCAGCGAAGGGGCUAUGGGACAGCUCUGGGCUCUGCCUCGCUGCAGCGGGCUCGGCGCUGGCUGCACCGCAGGGCGACUGCCCUUGGACUGAGACUGCGGGGACGGGACGUUUGUCAGCACGAGCAAGCCCAUCGUUUCGGCAUUGUUUUGGAGACUUCAGAGACGAAAAAGAAGAAAGUGGCUGAAACAUUUAGUAGCACUGAUCUUUAAGUAACUAGAAAAAUCACCUUUCUAUGUUUUGAUAGAGCUAUUUCUUCACUGCAUUUGGAAUACCACGCUGUUUGGAAAGUCUCCUCUACCCCUUGAUCCUUUAUCCAUUUUAAAACAUUUUGUUUGUGUUUGUGUGUGUGUUUGUGUGCUCUUGUCUAUUUUUGGUGUGUCUGCGUGUCAGGAACCUUCUCAUCUUGUAAUCAUGGGCUCAGAGCGAGAAAUCUCCCAAGCAUCUGUGAGUAAUAAUGACCUGCUUUAUUUCAAAACAUAUUUGUGAUCUGGAAGUUCUUUGACUCUCCCAGUUUUUCAAGUGACACAGAAGAAAAGCCGAAAGAGGACUGAGCCCGCGAUGGCAGAGAAGUGCGACUGUAUUGCCAGCAUGUACGGGUACGAUCUAGGCUGCCGCUUCAUUAAUUUCCGGCCCUUGGGCUUUGGUGCGAAUGGACUGGUGCUGUCAGCCCUUGACAGCAAGAGCUGCCGCAAAGUUGCCGUGAAGAAGAUCACCAUCAGUGAUGCACAGAGUAUGAAACACGCCUUCCGGGAGAUCAAAAUCAUCCGCAGGCUGGACCACGACAACAUUGUGAAGGUGUAUGAGGUGCUGGGACCGAAGGGGACCAACCUGCACGGAGACUUUUUCAAGUUUAACAUGGUGUACAUCGUUCAGGAGUACAUGGAGACAGACCUGGCUCGGCUACUGGAGCAGGGGAAGCUCACCGAGGAGCAUGCCAAGCUCUUCAUGUACCAGCUGCUCCGAGGGCUGAAGUACAUCCAUUCGGCUAACGUGCUCCACAGAGACCUGAAGCCGGCCAAUAUUUUCAUCAGCACGGAGGACCUGGUGUUGAAGAUUGGUGAUUUUGGGCUAGCCAGAAUUGUGGAUCAACAUUACUCGCAUAAGGGUUACCUCUCCGAAGGCUUAGUAACAAAGUGGUAUCGCUCCCCUCGCCUCCUCCUCUCGCCGAACAACUACACCAAAGCCAUCGACAUGUGGGCGGCUGGCUGCAUUCUGGCCGAGAUGCUCACGGGAAGGAUGCUCUUCGCCGGGGGUCAUGAGCUGGAACAGAUGCAACUUAUUCUGGAGACGAUCCCUGUGAUCCACGAGGAAGACAAAGAGGAGCUGCUCAAAGUGAUGCCCAGUUUCAUCAACAGUACCUGGGAAGUGAGGAAGCCCCUGCGCAAGCUGCUCCCCGAAGUGAACAGUGAAGCUAUUGAUUUUCUGGAGAAAAUACUGACAUUUAACCCUAUGGAUCGAUUAACGGCUGAGAUGGGUCUGCAGCAUCCUUAUAUGAGUCCGUAUUCUUGCCCUGAGGAUGAACCAGUGUCUCAGCAUCCGUUCCGGAUUGAGGAUGAGAUUGAUGAUAUUUUACUGAUGGAAGCCAACCAGAGCCAGAUGUCCAACUGGGACAGGUAUCAAGUAAGCCUCUCCUCUGAUUUGGAAUGGAGACAUGAUAAAUAUCACGACAUGGAUGAGGUCCAGCGAGACCCACGGGCAGGGUCUGAAUCCAUUGCUGAAGAAGCACAAGUUGAUCCACGAAAAUAUUCACAGAGCAGCUCAGAGAGGUUCUUGGAGCUAUCACACUCAUCGAUGGACCGGGUAUUUGAUGUUGAUUGUGGGAAAUCAUGUGAUUACAAAGUGGGGUCACCUUCCUACUUGGACAAAUUGCUGUGGAGAGACAAUAAGCCCCAUCAUUACUCAGAGCCCAAGCUGAUUUUAGAUUUAUCGCACUGGAAAAGAGCAACCAUAGCACCCACAGCUGAGCUAUCUCUGGAAGAAGAACCAUCCAAUCUCUUUCUGGAGAUUGCUCAAUGGGUGAAGAGCACGCAGGUGGGUCUUGAGUGUCCCAGUCCUCUUCCAGAGAUUCAAGAACGGAGCCUGCCGUCUUCUCCUCACCAUCUCCACAAGGAAUCCAAGGAAGUAGGCAGUGAAACAGACCCUGAGUUUGACUUGGAUGUCUUCAUCUCCAGGGCACUGAAACUUUGCACAAAACCUGAGGAUCUUCCAGACAACAAGCUCAAUGACAUCAACGGAGCCUGCAUAGCUGAGCACCCCAAUGAGAUCGUACAAACAGAAGUGUACCAGAAGGAACGAUGGUGAAGCACCCGCAUGUGGGAAGCACCACUUUCUCCCGCUGUUCCUCUUUGAUAGUGUGGCCAUUGCCCUGUGCUGAGUGGCUUCAGUCUGUCAUUGAGCGUCAGUUUUUUUUACUGAAUGCCUUUUUCUGAAAAGGCAAGCACAAACCGCAUGCCCCUUUUGAUGCCUUAGAAAUACAUUUAAGGGAAUCAAGAGGUGUGAAUGAAAUACUGGGUUUCUUAUACUGCCUUAACAAUCUUGCCUUGCAAUCUCUGGGACCGCUUUGGAACUUAAAUGUACAACAGAAAGAUGACAGUACAUGAUAAGUUUACAAACAGAAGUCAAAUCAACUUCUUUUUCUUUCUUUUUGUGUAGUAUCUUAAAACGAUGAGGACACUAAUCAGCAUUUUCAUGCAGGUUCCAGACACACCAACCAUAGGACUCCUUUGAGGCACUCACCCAAGUACGGUCUGUACGGAGAGAAGCAAUGCAAAGGCAUAUCCAUGUUCUGCCUUCAGCCCGGAGAGAGCUUGUGAGAAUGUAACUAGAGGCAGAAUUUGGCCAUGAGUCAGAAAAUAGUUCUAGGAGAAUGUUAAUGGGGAAGGAAUUUGACCUACCGUAUAUGGGCCGCUUUGGAUUUUUUUCUGAUUGGAAGAUAAAAUUUUUGCACAGCACAUUCUCCUUAUUUGGUUCCUCGCACAUAAGUUUUCCCUUCUGCUGUACAGGGGUAGUUCUGAAGUCUCUUAGUACUUGUGAGGCCCAAGACCAUGUAUUUAACAACCUAAUACUGUGAAUCCUGUCUCAGGCAACUGCCCAGCAGACCAGCAAAUUCUGGCGGUAUGAACUAGACAAGAGCAGGGAGCGAGGAACAGGGGGGUUCACAGCAUGAUGCUGCCUCUGUCACCCCCUAGCUAUAGAGCCUGAGCGAGGUCACUUACCUUCUCCAUGACACUUCCCCCCACUGCUAAAAAAAUUAUUAUGGUUUGCGCAUUACUCUGAUCAGACAGAGCACUGCAUGUACUAAAUAUUGCCAUACCUUUCCGUAGCGGAAAUCCGUGCUCUUUGGCCAAUAUCUGAACAAAACUGUAUUGGAAACUCCAGCUGUGUUCAAAUAGUCACUUAAAUUGGUCGAGUGGUCUUUUGCGCAGAAGGUCCUACACAUAGGGGAAGAAGGUCUCCUUGGUUCCUGUGGCAUUAGAUUUUUACACUUGUGCAU